AGGGCUCCGGAGGCGGAAGCGGCCAGUGAGUCAGUCAGUGCCGGGGGAUGAGGUGAGGGAGAGGCACCGAGAGUACGACCGACUGUACCGCCCGCAGCCGCCGCUCCUACGGCUCCGACCCCCUGACAUCCAGCGACCCCACCGCUCCCGAUACACUCGCAGCCAUGAUGGAGGAGAUAGACCGAUUCCAGGUGCCCACAGUCCGCUCUGAGAUGCAGCCCCUGGACCCCGCGGCCACUGCCAUUUCUGAUGCCGACUGUGAUACCAGAGAGGGGGAGACCGUGGCCAUGAACUACAAACCUUCUCCUCUCCAAGUCAAGUUGGAGAAGCAGCGGGACAUCGCAAGGAAGGGGCCCCUAAAGAAUGGAAACGUGGGGAGCCCUGUCAAUCAGCAGCCUAAAAAGAACAACGUCAUGGCACGGACCAGACUGGUGGUCCCUAAUAAAGGCUAUUCCUCCCUCGACCAGAGUCCCGAUGAGAAGCCUCUUGUUGCUUUGGACACAGACAGUGACGAUGACUUUGAUAUGUCCAGAUAUUCGUCCUCAGGUUACUCCUCCGCUGAGCAGAUCAACCAGGACCUGAACAUCCAGCUGCUGAAGGACGGCUAUCGAUUAGAUGAGAUUCCUGAUGAUGAGGAUCUCGACCUGAUCCCCCCAAAGUCUGUGAACCCCACAUGCAUGUGCUGCCAAGCCACCUCCUCCACUGCCUGCCAGAUCCAGUAAUGAGGGGCCCCUGCUUCCCACCAUAACUCUAAUACCCAACAGCCAUUGCUUCCUCCUAUGGUAGGACAUGCACCUGUUUGUUUCUCGGAGCCAGAGAACCCCAAAACCCAUUCGCUGCAUCUGCGUCGCUCACACACUGGGGCACGGGCUGGUGGGAUGGGCCUACAGGCAUCACCAUGGGGUCAUUUGGGGGGGGCUAGUAAUGGGGGUACAUGCAAAGCUAAGAGAGGCUGGAUCCUUGGGGGUGGGACUUGUCUGUCUGAGUGGCACUUUCAUCUCAGCGUUUGUAACAAGUGCCACCCAAGGGGCAUUAGUAGGGACCACGGAGAAGGGCAUUAUGUCUUCAGCCUAUUCAGUAGCCUGGCUCCGCCUCCUUCCAUUAACCCUGUCUCUACCUUCAUAGUGACGUUAGAUUUGCACCAUGCCACAGGCAUAACUAGUUAUCCAAGUGCCAUGCUGUGCCCAGACAUAACUAGCUGGUCAUGUGUGGUGCUACGUCAGACACAACUAGUUACCCAAGCACUGUGAUAAGGUGUCAUUACUAGUUAUGCAAGCAAGAUGUGAUCAGAUAUUACUAGUUAGCAAAGUGCUGGGUUGGGGCCAGACAUAACUAGCUAGUCAAGCACAAAGCCCUAGCCAGACUUAACUAGUACAGCCAGACAGAACUAGUACAACCAGACUUAACUAAACUAGUACAACCAGACAGAACUAGUACAACCAGACUCAACUAAACUAGUACAGCCAGACAGAACUAGUACAACCAGACUCAACUAAACUAGUACAGCCAGACAGAACUAGUACAACCAGACUUAACUAAACUAGUACAGCCAGACAGAACUAGUACAACCAGACUUAACUAAACUAGUACAGCCAGACAGAACUAGUACAACCAGACUCCACUAAACUAGUACAGCCAGACAGAACUAGUACAACCAGACAUAUCAAACGAAUCUGCUCUCAUUGCCAUCUGUAUAUAAGUGAGGGGAUUAAAUCUGUGGAACUCAUAAUGGCUCCCAUUAGCCCAGCAAGACUUCUACUAGCCCAGUGGCACACAGUAUGGCGGUCUCUCCAGUCACACACUGUACUGCUUGUCCCUCAUUCACUAGGGGCCCUCAAGGGGGAAUAUAGGGGAGUGGGAGCCACUGUGCUGUGAUCAUACUGUAAGAGGAAGAAGCCCAGUACCUUGUAGCCCUUUAUACUCAUGUGCUUGCCUCAUACCCGGCUCUUGUGGCUAGAAGCCUGGCAGGCUGAUGGGCACUGGCAGUGGUUUGUGGUGGGGCAAAGGCAGAGGGUAGAACAAGUAGGAAUUGCCCACCAGAGCAGAUCAGGGGACCUUCCCAAGUCUCCUUUUACUGGUGUCAAGUGGAGCCCCUGGGCCUCUUCUCUCUUGGGCACAGACUGGGCUCCCAAGGACCCCACAUUCUACAGAAAUGACUCCUAUAACCAGGUUUCAGAGACGCAUCCAACAUUCAAUGACAUCCACAUAACAUAGACCAUAAUAACCCCAACAAAUACACUCCCCUGAUAUUCCCAGCAUUCCCUGAUACUCCCAGCAUAUAGACUCCCUUGAUAUUCCAGCAUUCCCUGAUAUUGUACACUGCUAUAGAGCGUAACCCCUUAAAACUCUUGUAGCCCCCAACUCUCCUCCACACACAGGCCCAGGUCAGAGCCGCACGUCUCAUUCUCCCGGUUCUUGUGAUCCGUUCCUGCUCAGGACUGACCCCUGGCACCCCAGAGAGACAUAGAGAGGGGUACCAUGUGCCCCUUCUCCCUGGCAUUAGCCUUCAGUCUGUGCCCUCCAACACACACUUCUCCCUGGCAUUAACCUUCAGUCUGUGCCCUCCAACACACACUUCUCCCUGGCAUUAGCCUUCAGUCUGUGCCCUCCAACACACACUUCUCCCUGGCAUUAACCUUCAGUCUGUGCCCUCCAACACACACUUCUCCCUGGCAUUAACCUUCAGUCUGUGCCCUCCAACACACACUUCUCCCUGGCAUUAACCUUCAGUCUGUGCCCUCCAAAACACACACUUCUCCCUGGCAUUAGCCUUCAGUCUGUGCCCUCCAACACACACUUCUCCCUGGCAUUAACCUUCAGUCUGUGCCCUCCAACACACACUUCUCCCUGGCAUUAACCCUCAGUCUGUGCCCUCCAACACACACGUAUCCCUGGCAUUAACCUUUAGUUUCUACCCAACAUGAUGGGCACAUACAGCCCUGACUGGUGUCUCUGUGCCACUGGCCAAUGAUUUUGCCCAUAAUUCUGCCCCCUCAGCUCAGAGCAGGGGUAUUGGAAGAGAAGCUGCUAAUCUGGGCCAUUCUUGCUUCCAUGAGUAGUGGCACUGCCGUAGCCCAGUGGUCCCGUGGCUAAUAAUUUAGGAUAUAGAUAUUGUGCCAGUUGCACCAUAUAGUAUUUAUUUGCACACUUGUGCCAGGGGCCACAUUACCUUUGCCCUGUUGCACUUACAAUAAUGUAGGAUUUUGCUUCAAGCCCUCCAGAGAAUGAGGUGGGUGGCACAGCCGGACCCUCUGCUCCUGGGGGGUUGAGCCCUUCUCUGCCAGUCUUGCCCGUAGGCAUUAGAGACUCGUGUAGCAUGGAAGUGGGUACCCGGCCUGUCUGUUACUUUAUGUUUAUUUAUUUGAGAUGAAGAUGUGAAGUUUCCCUUUGGGACAUGAGACACGUAUGAUAUUUUGUACCAUUUCCAUGCAGUAUUUAUCCAUGUUCUUGGUGUGUAGUGGAACUAUAUUAAAGGCAGAACCAUCA
Xenopus laevis (African clawed frog) is the source of this 3486-nucleotide messenger RNA. It is a transcript of the gene fam219a.S, whose product is annotated as family with sequence similarity 219 member A S homeolog. The transcript is spliced from 6 exons. Bases 165 to 722 code for a protein of 185 amino acids. The record is from RefSeq and is a predicted model, not a curated record. NCBI's taxonomy places the organism in Eukaryota, Metazoa, Chordata, Amphibia, Anura, Pipidae.